AUGGGCAAACCUGACGAAAGCGAGACUAUCUUUUGGCUCCACGGCCCUGCUGGAACCGGCAAAUCAGCCAUCUCUCGAACUAUCGCGCGUAACUUCGCGAAGACUGGACAGCUCGGAGCUAGCUAUUUCUUCAAGAGACCUGGUACGGGCUGA
Messenger RNA from Hyaloscypha bicolor E, 153 nucleotides. RefSeq lists its product as uncharacterized. The transcript has a single exon. The record is from RefSeq and is a predicted model, not a curated record. NCBI's taxonomy places the organism in Eukaryota, Fungi, Ascomycota, Leotiomycetes, Helotiales, Hyaloscyphaceae. Gene Ontology annotation, molecular function: RNA helicase activity; RNA binding. Bases 1 to 153 code for a protein of 50 amino acids.